This is a messenger RNA of Manis pentadactyla (Chinese pangolin), 2843 nucleotides long. RefSeq names its product La ribonucleoprotein 7, transcriptional regulator (gene LARP7). Gene Ontology annotation, cellular component: nucleus. The record is from RefSeq and is a predicted model, not a curated record. The coding region runs from base 148 to 1929 and encodes 593 amino acids. Gene Ontology annotation, molecular function: mRNA binding. The transcript has 13 exons. NCBI's taxonomy places the organism in Eukaryota, Metazoa, Chordata, Mammalia, Pholidota, Manidae. Gene Ontology annotation, biological process: RNA processing.
GGGCCCGUCUUCUCCGAGGCGUUUGGGAGAACGGUGUCGCUCAUCUUAUGACGCAGAAACCAACCACGACUGUAAGGAACGGGAGACGGAAAGGGCUGAAGAACGCAGUCACUGGCCCUGUAUUUGGGAAUUGAACGGAUUCCAGGAAUGGAAACUGAAAGUGGAAAUCCAGAAAAGGUGAUGGAAGAGGAAAGCACUGACAAGAAAAAAGAAGUAGAAAAAAAGAAACGGUCUCGAGUUAAACAGGUGCUUGCAGAUAUUGCUAAGCAAGUGGACUUCUGGUUUGGAGAUGCAAAUCUUCACAAGGAUAGAUUUCUCCGAGAGCAUAUAGAAAAAUCUAGAGAUGGAUAUGUUGAUAUAUCACUUCUCGUGUCUUUUAACAAAAUGAAAAAAUUGACCACUGACGGAAAGCUAAUUGCCAGAGCACUGAAGAGCUCAGCUGUCGUAGAGCUGGAUUUAGAAGGCACGAGAAUCAGAAGAAAAAAGCCUCUGGGUGAAAGACCAAAGGAUGAGGAUGAGCGGACAGUGUACGUGGAAUUACUUCCCAAAAAUGUUAAUCACAGCUGGAUUGAAAGAGUAUUUGGGAAAUGUGGCAAUGUUGUUUAUAUAAGUAUACCACAUUAUAAAUCUACUGGAGAUCCAAAGGGAUUUGCCUUUGUAGAAUUUGAAACCAAAGAACAAGCAGCAAAAGCUAUUGAGUUUCUUAACAACCCGCCAGAAGAAGCACCUAGAAAGCCUGGUAUAUUUCCUAAGACAGUGAAAAAUAAGCCCAUUCCUGCCCUUGGAGUACCAGAAGAGAAGAAAAAGAAGAAGAAGAAGAAAGGCCGAAUGAAAAAGGACAAUAUCCAGAAAGAGUCUAGUGUAGACACAAGCAAGGAGAGCGUCUGCAAAAUGAAGAGAUCCAGGAUCACGUCCGAGGGCUCUGAAGUAGAGAUAACUGAACCCCAAAAGCCACCUUCAAAGAAAAAGAAAAAACGGGAAAAAGCUGAAGUAUCCAGCUUACCCUUAGUCAGAACAGGGAAGAGGAAGAGAAGUAGUUCUGGAGAUGCAGAAUACUUAACUCCCAGAUCUAAAGUGAAGAAAAUGGCUCAGAAAAACAUUAAAAAAGAAGCUUCAGAAAUCUCCAAAGAAAACAAAGAUUUAGAAGUCUCUACUGAGGAGGAAAAGGAUACGGGAGAUAUAAAAGAUGGAUCACUCUUAAAGGCAAAAAGGAAACAUAAGAAAAAACACAAGGAGAGGCAUAAAAUGGGAGAAGAGGUCAUACCACUAAGAGUACUAUCAAAGAGUGAAUGGAUAGAUUUGAAAAAAGAGUAUUUAGCACUGCAAAAAGCCAGCAUGGCUUCCUUAAAAAAAACAAUAUCCCAAAUAAAAUCAGAGUCGGAAAUGGAAACAGACCAUGGAGUACCUAAUAAGUCUGGAAUGAAAAAUGAGAAAGCAAACAGUGAAGAGUGUUGUCCCCAGGAGAAGGUUAAUGCAGCAGGACCACAGUUUGUGAGUGGUGUGAUUGUGAAGAUAAUCAGCACCGAGCCUCUACCUGGCAGAAAACAAGUCAGGGAUACUUUGGCAGCUAUCUCAGAAGUUGUUUAUGUUGAUUUGCUAGAAGGAGAUACAGAAUGCCAUGCUAGAUUUAAAACUCCUGAGGAUGCUCAAGCAGUAAUAAAUGCAUAUAUGGAAAUUAAAAAGAAACACUGCUGGAAACUCGAGAUCCUUUCUGGUGAUCAUGAACAGAGAUACUGGCAAAAGAUUCUGGUAGAUAGGCAGGCCAAACUUAAUCAGCCUCGUGAAAAGAAAAGAGGCACUGAGAAGGGUAACAUCAUAGAAGUGUUCAUGACAGGCAAGAAGAGGUGGAGUACAAAAGAGGUGGACCAUGGAUUCUUAAGUAAGGGCCUCCUAAAUAUUCUGAAAAGCUUUUUUUCCCCCCUCCUGUAAAGCUGAGGUGGUUUGUGCCAUGCAUGUCAGGAAACUACCUUGCUACCAUCACCAUGACUGACUAGACCAGAGCCAAAGGCAAGCAUGUAAGUCGGACCUGGAAGGGUGGCCAAGACUCUCCAGGGUGGCUGGGCAUCGAACCACACCGAGUCAGUGUGCUCCUGGGCCCAGAAUCAUCUUCUCUCUUGGGUGGUAGUACUCUCACAAGUAAGUUGAGCUCCUGCAGUGGUUCUCCCAGAGGACAUUUAACGCAGGCUUGACAGAAUGAAUGGCUGAUGAAUUGACAUCAUUAUCAUAUACUGAAGUACUCUGGGCAUAGCCCUCUCCCACCCCUCAAAGGGCCUAACCCUCCACAUUCGAAAUGAAAUAGGAGAAACUAGAAGGAAGGAAAGACCUUACUAGACAUUUAUAAGGCACUGUAAAUCUUAGUUAGCUGUGAAUAUGCCUGUCAUGCAUCUGAGCACCAGCUGAACUGUUGCUCUUUAUCCAUGCCAGCAUGAGUAUUCGUAUGUACUGUUUCUUCCCACUUGCAGGUUCAAUAUUUUAGUCAUCUGAUUAAAAACAUUGCCUUUCUAAGAAUAAGCUGUCUGUAAGCUUCUGAACACAUCAUGCUUUUCACUUGCAUGCCCCACUGAUCCUACCCAGGACUCUAGUCCUCAGGACUGCUCUCUGCUUCUGUGGACAUAUCUUGGUUUAGAUGGAUCUGAUAUUAGGCUCAGCUUUAAUAUAUCAAAUUCUCUUAGAUUACUUUUAAAGAAGAAAAGAUGACCUUAUUUAACGUCAAUGAAUAAAUAGAUUUACCAGUUUAUUAAUGGCCCAUAUUCUCUAUUAUAUAUUUAACCUCCCCAACCAGAAACUAACUAGCUUGGUUUUCCAGGUGACCUGGAAGUCAUCUCCCUAUAACCCUGUUUGAU